Messenger RNA from Serinus canaria (Common canary), 1204 nucleotides. It is a transcript of the gene STX18, whose product is annotated as syntaxin 18. Lineage: Eukaryota; Metazoa; Chordata; Aves; Passeriformes; Fringillidae. The transcript is spliced from 11 exons. The record is from RefSeq and is a predicted model, not a curated record. Gene Ontology annotation, molecular function: SNAP receptor activity. Gene Ontology annotation, cellular component: endoplasmic reticulum; membrane; SNARE complex. Gene Ontology annotation, biological process: intracellular protein transport; retrograde vesicle-mediated transport, Golgi to endoplasmic reticulum. The coding region runs from base 46 to 1050 and encodes 334 amino acids.
GCCGCGUUGCGCGGGGAAGGGCGCGCGGCGGCACCGGCGGCCGCCAUGGCGGUGGAUAUCACCCUGCUCUUCAAGGCCAGCGUGAAGACCGUGAAGACCCGCAACAAGGCGCUGGGGGUGGCGGCGGUGGGGGACAGCGCCAGGGACGAGCUGCUCAAGCGAGGCACCGCCCGCUCCAAAAGCGACUUCACCAGCAGGGCGCGGGAGGUGAUUUCUCAUAUUGGAAAGCUGAAAGAUUUUCUUCUACAACAUAGAAAGGAUUACAUUAAUGCUUACAGCCAUAUUAUGUCUGAGUAUGUGAGGAUGACGGAUACAGAGCGUGACCAGAUAGAUCAAGAUGCCCAGGUGUUUAUGAGAACAUGUGCUGAUGCCAUUCAUCAGCUCAGAACAGAAGCACACAAGGGUGUCCAGUCUGCUCAGGUGAAGGAGCACAGAACAGCUGUCCUGGACUUCAUUGAAGAUUACUUAAAAAGAGUGUGCAAGCUGUAUUCUGAGCAAAGAGCCAUCCGAGUUAAGCGAGUGAUAGAUAAGAAGAGACUGUCCAAACUUGAACCUGAGCAGAGCAGUGUGUCCAAAUCACCUCUUUCCGCUGAAAAAUCUUCACACAGUCCUUUAGAGGAUUCUGAAGAAAAACUUUCUGCUGAGGAAAGCAAAGAGAGGAAUCUGCCUGAUGCCCAAAGUAACCUUGGAUUAUGGGGGGAUGGCAGAGGUGAAGAUGAGCUGUCACCUGAAGAAAUACAAAUGUUUGAACAGGAGAACCAGAGACUUGUUGGUGAAAUGAACAAUCUCUUCGAUGAAGUCAGACAAAUUGAAGGAAAAGUGGUGGAAAUCUCCAGAUUACAAGAGAUAUUCACUGAGAAAGUCUUGCAACAGGAGACUGAUAUUGACAAUAUCCAUCAAUUAGUUGUGGGUGCAACAGAGAAUAUAAAAGAAGGCAAUGAAGACAUAAGAGAGGCCAUCAAAAACAAUGCUGGAUUUAGAGUAUGGAUCCUCUUCUUCCUUGUGAUGUGUUCAUUCUCCUUGCUUUUCCUGGACUGGUAUGAUAAUUAAUUAAACAUAUAUUGGCUCCAUGCUCUGUUUGUAAAUGUUCUGACAUUUUUUUAAUGGAGCAGGGUAUAAUAGCAUACCUAUGUAUUUUAUGCAUUUUCUCAUACCUCUAAGAUGGAAAUGUUUUCCAGUAAAUAAAUUGUGCACAUAUCCAUUA